AUGUGUAUUGCACGUUGUGAUACCGAAUCUCGUGGCAGUAUACAUGUACAAUUUUUAGACGGCACUGUGACGGUGUAUUUUACGACCUUAUUUCCAAAUGAAUUUCACCGAACUACAACAAUUUUUAUAUGCCAACUAUUUUUAUACAAUGAAAAUUUAUAUUUAAUCGAAUUCUCCCAAACGUUUAUUGACCAUUGGAAUGUCAACUAA
Molecule: messenger RNA, 210 nt
Organism: Schistosoma intercalatum
Lineage: Eukaryota; Metazoa; Platyhelminthes; Trematoda; Strigeidida; Schistosomatidae
Source: the annotation of a GenBank genome assembly